Messenger RNA from Bombus huntii, 11352 nucleotides. Its product is annotated as hemicentin-1. Gene Ontology annotation, biological process: cell-cell adhesion. Gene Ontology annotation, molecular function: cell adhesion molecule binding. The record is from RefSeq and is a predicted model, not a curated record. Lineage: Eukaryota; Metazoa; Arthropoda; Insecta; Hymenoptera; Apidae. Gene Ontology annotation, cellular component: cell-cell junction. Bases 992 to 4363 code for a protein of 1123 amino acids. The transcript is spliced from 19 exons.
CGUCCGCUACGAACCGCUUAGUUUCGGGUGAGCGUACGAAUCGGUCGUAUCGCAUCGUGCCAUCGCGUCUCCCGGCCUGUCAGUCGGUCGCGGCCUCCCUCUCUGUCUCUAUCAGUCGGUCGUUCAUCGCGAAUUUCUCUCUCGUUUAAACGACAAACGCGUAACACUCGUGGUACACGUUUGACGCGGUAUCACGCGAUUUUUAACACUCGACCAGCGCUCGGCUCGACCGAUCAUCGUUCUCCAAAGAUCGUCUUCGUCCUUAACGCAGAUCGCGCGCGAUAUCCACUUCAUUGAGGGAUACCAAACCCUUUCCAGUAGCAGCAGCAGCUUGUCGACGCCCUGGACCCAACUCUCUCUCCCUCUAUCUCUCUCUCUCUCUGCCCCCGUCUCUUCCGUCGUUUCUCUCGUUCUUUCCCAUCCAGUCGCCGUGGCUGGCUGCAUAGUAGCCCGCCGUUUAUCGAGCGUGCACGUGCUCCGUGUCGUCUCUCCUGUCGCGCUCCGCUGACACGUUUCUAGCAACCCGACGGAUCUCGUUUAUACCAGAACAGAGUCUUCCUUCGGAUCUGGUUCGGUCGAAUAUACCUAUACCUUGCCAUAUACGUGACUAACGAUGAAUUUAGUGUGAUCUGACGGGCGUGCGUUGCAUCUGGAUCCAGAGAAUCGGAUGUUUCGCGAAAAAGAUCGAUAUUCGUGGGAGUAUCUUGGAGGCGACGAUUGCAGGUGCUCUCGAGCUCAUUUGAAACAUCACGAACAGUCUACGUUACCGUAGAACUCCAUUCCGGUUGAAAUUUCUGGUGUGCAACUGUACGGAGCACGACCUGUUGUUUGGGAAUUAUUGGCCGUCCGUUGUUGGCCAGUGAGUUGUGUGUUGGCCGUGAGUGAAGGUCGGGCAAGCUAGAAGAUAGAUCACGGUACAGUGACCUGACGAAUGUGGUGCGUGAAUUAUUGAGUCGCCUUUUCGUUCGCCGUGGCUUGUUGAUUUCUCAGGAUGGGCUGUGGACUGGAUUUACUUUGCAGGAUUACCGGCUGGGACAUGAUCGCGACGAUUCUGCUGCUGCUCCUCGGCUCUGUUCAACUUCCUCAAGGCGUUAAAGGGAGCAGCGAGCCAUGGCUGAAGAGCGUAAAGCACGCCGAACUAGGUACAGAGGUGCAACUACCGUGCGUGCUGAAAUUGCCACAGUGCGAAGGGCUUCACAGCAUCAAAUGGUAUCGCGGAGCGACGCGUAUCUUCAUUUUCAGCGAGGACGUCGGAAUUACGCGCGGGAACAACGACAUCGCCGUCAGGUCGGAUAUAGAAUACACGACAAAUUCGUCGAAGACUUUCUUGAAGAUUCCGGACGUUAAAUUGGAGGACGAAGGUCUCUAUAAGUGCGAAGCUACAUAUCUGGCAGUGAAUCGAAAGUGCAAUAAUGUCCAGCAUAUCAUACUUAACGUCACCGUGCAACCUGCAUUCGUACGUGUCAUCGACGAGAACACGAAGAACACGUUAAGCACUGGUGCCACUUUAGGACCUAUAAACGAAGGUUCGUCGAUUUCCUUGUACUGCGAGAGUGGCGAAGGGAAACCGGUGCCUACGGUCGAGUGGUUCAAAAACGAACAACCAUUGGAAGCGCUCAGCUCGACGAUGAUCGGUGAUAAUGGAGUAGGGAACGCGAGCAGCCAGUUGCAGAUGCAAAUUACACGCGACGAGCUGAAUUCAACUUUCACGUGUAAAGUCAAUAGUACAGCCCUGGUCGAGCCCCUGACCGUCGAUAUCAAACUGGAUGUCCAUGUCCGGCCACUGAAGAUGGAUUUGAACGGGGUGGUGGGCCAUGUGGUGCAAGGGACGAGAGUUAUGCUCGAAUGUACUGUGCUAGCAGCCAGGCCGGCCGCGAACAUCACCUGGCAAAACGGUACCGAGGUUCUGAACGAAAGUAACGACAGAAUUCAAAUACAAGAGGCGAAGGUCAAGGAGAAUAAGGAUGGCACGCUGCAGACCACAAGUUCUCUGGCUUUUACGGCGUCCGUGUACGACAACGGAAGAACGUUCAAGUGUUACGCUGAGAACUCAGUUACACGUUCUGAAGACAUGAAACCGAUGAUAGAAUCGAUAACCAUCGAAGUUUUAUAUCCACCUAUAGUAACAAUUAAACCAGAGAACAUCACUGUGAACGAAACUGAAGAUUUUAUAGUAUUCUGCGACUACGAAGCGAACCCGGCCACUCUGUUAAAAACAGCAUGGUAUCGAGACGAUAAGGAACUGGUUCUAACCGACGACCACUACGAGGGUGGUAUCACGGAACAAACGGCUCUUACCGUGAAAAAUGCGACCCCCAGUGACAUGGGCUCUUACAAAUGUGUACUAGAAAAUAACAUUGGUUCAUCAACGUCAGAGGACAUCGUACAGGUCUCGGUUCUAUACAAGCCAGUGGUCAAGGUGAUAAUGGACCCGGAAACGCCAGUGAACGAAGCAGACCGGCAGAACGUCUCGCUGACCUGCGAGGUUGUUACUGGAAAUCCAGCAAGCUUGACCGCCGUCCGAUGGUACUUGGACGGGGACCUGCUGAAAGAACUUCCGGAUUGCACGAGAAAUAGCAGCGCAACCACCACGACCACCGAGGAAUCUUUAAUUUUCUGCGAUAUCGAUCCGAGCAAGCUGCUGUUGGAAGCGGUGGGACGUUCCUUUCACGGGAACUACUCUUGCGAGGGUAGAAACGACGCUGGCUGGGGACCACUUUCACCGAGUGCACCUGUCAUGGUCCAUUACAAACCUGGGCCAGCUUCGAUCUCGUACGAGCCCCAGCAGGUAAUAAAGAAACGACCAUUGACAAUCACGUGCUUCGUACUGGACCCAGGACGGCCAAAGGUAGUUGGCUUCAAAUGGUUACGAGGCCUUCAUAGACUUCCGGAUGAAAACAACGCUACCCUUACCAUCGAGUCGGUUAAUUUGGAAACCGAAGCGAACUUUACUUGUCUGGCUUACAACGAAGCCGGCGACGGCGACCCGGCUACCACGUUUAUCGACGUGUCUGCGGAGCCAACGUUUAUCAAGAAGCUGCUCCCUUAUCACGGCUACGUGUACAAUUCGCCGAACGUUAGCAUCAUGUGCUGGGUAGAGUGCGCUCCGAUGUGCAAUAUUUCCUGGCUAAAGGACGGCAUGCCGAUGGAUUUCUCGAAAACGAACCGAUACUACCUGUCGAACGUUUAUCAUCCGCCUGAUCCGCGAACGAAUGACUUCGAAAGCAUUCAAUCGACCCUGGUGUGGAAUCUAACUGCCUGGCCGAGUGGCCAACUCGAUCGCGUCGAAGACAACGUCAGAUUCACCUGCGAGAGCAGCAGCAACAGUAUUGGUGCUGGAGUGAAAAGUAGCACGCACUUCCAUGUGGAAUUUCCGCCAGAAAAUAUGACGAUAUCAAAGAAGAUAAUAAACGUGACGGUCGAUACGAUACCGGAAACGGUGAGCUGCAAUGCGAGAGCACAACCGGAGCCAACGUUUCGUUGGUUUCGGGAAGGUUCCACAGACACUAUCAUCGAAGGCCGUGUCCUCGAUCUGAAAGUGGCGGUGCCUAGACGCAGCAACGGGACGUACUACUGCGAGGCAUCGAAUCGCCACGGAAGCCGGAACAUUUCCAUGGUCAUGAAUGUUCAAUUUAAGCCAGAAUGUCACGUGGAAAGGGAACGAAUAGACGGGGAGGAUUACGUCGUGUGCUCAGCGACGGCCAAUCCGAAAGAGACUGAUUUCGUUUGGUCGUUGAAGAGUGACAAUGACACGCUAGAGCAGAACGCCGAGAUGCGCAAUGGGAAAAGCUACAUCCGCCUCGAUGCGUCGGUAACCAAUUUCCGGACGUACGUUUGCGUUGCUAACAACUCUAUCGGCCAUUCCAAUCCUUGCGACCGCGAUGUACCAGCUCACCAUGGACAUCGAAGUCAUAUACCGUGGUGGCAUCAACUGGAAGGAAAUCUUCUUCUGAUAGUCAUCGUUGCCGCAGUUGUCCUUAUACUUGUGAUAAUCAUCAUUUGCGUGGUGAUCUUCAUCGUUUGCCGACGCAAACGAAAUCAGAUGAAAUAUCCCAAUCAAGCUGCGAAUAACAAUCACGUGAACAGCGUGUCGGAGGGCCUUCCAGAGUCCGGGGCGAAGACGUUUUAUGAGAAUCUACCCUUCCAUGGAAUCCAAGCGCCGCCUAACAAGCCCUUCAAGCCGGAAUUUUCGGAUCUCGACUACGCGGACGUGGACUACCGCUCCUAUGGGCCGAUCAACUACAAAGCUGCCAGCAUCGCGCUCCUCCAAAAACAGCAACAAGCACAGAAGCAACAGCAACAGCUUCAAGGACGACGGCCGCAGAUGUAUGGUGUCACAGACGAAAACGAAGAUCUUCUUUAAUUUGUUUUUCGUUUUCGUUAUCUCCAAUUUGUCUUCCUUUUUGUUCAUUUAACUCUUAAUUGAUAUUAUUGGAUUGUAGAUAAUUCAGAAGAAUUUAAGUCAGGUUAUUUAAUUCGUUAAGGGCAAACUAUGCACGAAUGCAGUAUACCUCAUUUGGGAUUAUUUUUAGGUCAAUUCGCAUCAUUGAAUUCCGUCUUUCGCAAUUCACAGAUAUUUGCUUCACAUUUCUCUUCGCUGACACUUUUCCUUUGUAUAUCCUACAAUUCUAUGAAACCUAUUGCAUGUCGAGUAAUGAAAGUUUUUGUUUGUUUAGUGAAAUUAUCUAAAAUACUCAUUAUUCGUAAUGUGUUUUAUUUAUUACACAGAGGAGUAUAUUAAUUUAUCUAGCUUUUGCAAUAACGAUGAAUCAACGUAGCUUGUAUUCAUAAUCGUUUCGUUACUUGGUGCUUGAUAAGUUCAUUAUAGUGUGACUGUUAAUACUUCGUGUCAAUCUUAAUUUAUCGUGUAAAAUAUCGAAUAGAGAGAAAGAAAGAGAGAGACAAAUAAAAAUUAAACUUUCUAGAAUUACGUAACCAAGCUUAAAUUUAAUACAAAUUUUCCUGCUCAACUAUGAUCCAACUGUAUUGGUUGAAAGUUAAGUUUCUCUUUUUUUAACGCGAUGUUACGUGAAAAUUACCUUGUGGCCAUAAUAAUAUCGUAACGUGUGUAAGAAUUGUGAUUAACGUUUAGUGUUGAUUACGUAAGCUUCUCUUGCGAGCUUUAAUGUUAUUACGGAUGAGUGUAUACCUCGUUUCUAUCAUAGUUCAGUCGUUUUGACGAACUCGCUGCGAGUGCACUUGGAAUGGAAAUAUAUUUUCGUUUCGAAUCGAUUCAUUAACGUUCAAGUCUUAAAUUUACCAACCUCGAAAUUUUCUCAUUUUUAAACGUUAGUCCUUGAUUCAUCGAAUCUCCACCUUUUCAAUUAUUCGUAUUUCGAAAUUUUUUAAUUUCCAAAUUUUCAUGUACUUCGAUUUUUUUAAUCUUACGAUCUUCAGAAGACUAAGUAAAAAUUCCAACAUUCGCAUCUUAAAAUCGAACAUUAUUUUAAAAUGUUGAUAAUUCAAAAGAUAUUCAAAAACAAUUAUUUUCGUCGAUUCUUUUAACAUAUGAAAAAUAUGUUACCAUUGCAUUACCAAUGCAAAGUUUAGUAAACAUUUCACAGCGAGUUCAUCGAUGCGCCUACAUCUCAAAGCCAAAGAAACAGUUACUUGCUUCAGUCGUGUCUCGAAAGACUUGCACCAAGGACUAAACCGAUCUAACGUCCUCCCAAAUCAACUGAUCACCAAAUCGCGUCUUCCUUUGCAUCCUUUUACAAAGCUAAUUAUCUCGAUAAUCUUAUACGCCUAAAAUAACCUCUCUUCCAUCUUAACAUCUUAAGAAAGGUAAUUGGAUUUCCUUGUUGCGGGACUUUCGUACAAACGACCAACGAUCUAUACAAAAUCGAUAUGAUCAAUCGAUAACUAUAGCCCGAAGGACGCGAUUUAGAUAGUCGGUACGAUCCACGAGAAGGACUAGCGAGUUACGAUACCUGUAAAUUUAUACAUAAAAGAAUUCGUACGCGAAAUUAUAAAUAAAUGGUACGUUUAUAAGCUAUUACCAUGUGUUCUGGGAUCAAAUUGUCUAAUUAACAAGCGGCUAAAGGGGCGAACGAUCGAUAAACGUUAAAUAUUAAAUAUACAAAUAUAUACAUAUAGUAUAUAUACAUAUAUAUAUAUACAGUAUCUUGUUAAAUGUUAAAAGAAGAAGAAGAAGAAGAAAAAUUGAGACAUAUCGCAGCCAUUGUCGAGCUCUCGCGCGUGUCUCCUCGAAUCCGCGAUCCUCGCGAGAUUGCCGGCUAUAAUUAGUGUAAUUCUCCUCGCUUCUUGCUCCUUUCAAUUUUUUGUAACAUAAAUUCUCUCCCCAACUAUGUCCCACCGUUUGUAAGUUUGUACAUUAUGCGAGGAAACGAAGUUUCCAAGAAAAAUCCACGAGGAAAAUCCCCUCCAAAAAAAAAAGAACAAAUAAGAAAGAGAAAAGAAAAGGAUAAAAAUAGGAAAGAGAAUAGAAGAAAAUGACACAAGAACACGUCGAGAACGCAACUAUCGUCAUCGUCUCGAGCAAGUUUUCGUCCGAUUUCUGGCGCUUAACGAACGAAACUCUGUCUCACAUAUCGUUCUUGUAACAAUGUCUUCUUCGUGCUGCCAUGGCAGAGUCGCGUAUGGUAACAUGUGACACCGAGACGGAAGCAACCAGACAGCCAGGGAACAGCGGUUUAUCGUUAGAUCGAUGGUGGACCUCCGUGAAAUCGUAUUUUUGCCGAGGGAAACCGACCUCCCGCCAACUGCGACGCAACGGUUCGCCGCAGGAUUCGUUCGAGGAAAAAUUGGAUCCUCCAAACAAUUCUGGCCGAAUCGUUGACGUGCUUCUACCGGAAGCUGCGUCAUGCGCCACGGUUAUUAAUUUUUCUCAUUUUUCUUCCUAUUUAACUGUCGACCGAUAUGAAGUUGGACGAUAGUUGGACAAAGAUUAACUCGUGUUCAUUCUAUAAUUGAUCGUAUCGUGAAUUUGAUCAAGCGAAGAGUUUGGUUAAAUGAGGAUGAGAAUCGAAUUUUGUAGAUGCUGAGAAUUGAUUCAAUGAACAUUGUUAUAUUAUCGUUUGUAUACUUAUACCGUUGUUUCUUAUUGGAGAAAUUAUCAAUAAAAAGAUUAAUCGUCUAAUUUAUCGAUACCUUUGCUACUGAGGUUCACGGAUAGAUCCAAAUACCAUAAUUCAUACGUGAAUUUCCAUAGUUGUACACGAUGUUGCGUUCACGUUUUUGGUACGAUACGUACACAAUGUUACCAAGUUGCUUAAUUUCAAAGUACUUUGUUCUAAUUUUAUCCUGCAUUUUAUAUGAUAAAUAUCAUCCAUGUUAUCUAUUUCGCAAAAUAUAUAAUACAAAUUAGAAUAAAGAAGAUCAAAUCAUCUAACUUAAAAGUAAUAUCCACACAGUUACCACCACCCAUAAUCAAACGAUAUCGGUAAAGGUUAAAAAACUUUGCUUCCUUCAAUUUCUCAUCGAAUACGCGCAACAAACCAUAGUAAACCAUUUCAUACGAUUCAAUCGUUCUUCUAGAAAGAAAACUAACAUUCACGUGCGCGGAACAAAUUCAAAUAUUACUCAGCACGGAAGCCAUGAUGAAUCUUGCGGUAGAUCUUUGAGAAACCGUACUGGUUUCGUCGUUCAACUAGUUUCGCCGAUGGUAAAUUUACAAAAUCGAAUAGAUGUCUAGUCGGAAGUAUCUCGCGUGAACUUAUCGUCCAUCCAUCCGUUCGUCGAGACAUCUCAACUUUCUAAUGGAAAAUCGCGUCGAAUUUCAGCAAGUUCGAGACACCUUCGACCAACACAGUUUCCAUUCGUUGAUUCCCUUCUGGUUGUCUGGGAAACCGGGAAUGUGUCGCUGUAACUAUCUAGAUAUCCGCUGGCCCCGUCAGUAACGGCAAAACAUAGUGUUUGGUAUUGUUAAAAUUCACAGAAACAGAAAUUACGCCGCGGAACCAAAGUUUUACGAACAUAGUCUACAACCUCCAUUUAUUUGAAUUUCAUUCGUUUUAGUUUUACCUCCGUGUGUGUUUUAAUUUCAACUCCUGUCAAUUAAAUCCAUUAUUAUCCGAAUGUGAGUUCUUAUUGUUAAAUCGUUUAAUAUAUUCGUGAUAUUUAUUUUUCUCCGUUAUUUAGGUGUUGCAAACUUUCAUACUAUUUCCAUUUCGUUCGUGGUAUAUCGCUUGCAAUGUGAUUUUCGAAUAUUCGAGGUUGUAAAUACUCCUCGAAUUGGUAAACAUUUUAUUUCGUCCAAUAGAUUACAAUGAUUUUGUACAGAUAUAGGACGAUAUAAUAUCUUCAAUUUAUCGUUCGAUUGUUGUUAUCUUUUCCUUACAAAACAUAUAUACAAUACGAGAUGUUAGAACAUGCGUUUCGUUCGUAAUUAAAGAUAUUCGAAAGGAAAUAAGGAUAAGUACAUUUUUCUGUGUUUGAUGUCGCUUUACAGAUAGAAAGUAGAGUUUUAACUAAAUUGAAAUUGAAAUUGAAGAAUGAAAACAGAUCAUUACCCCGAAAGUAUAAGCCUCUUGAAAGUACACAUUGUAAAUCGAUUAUUCAACGAUCCAGCACACGAAUGAGAAAUCAUAAAUCGUAGGGAGAACCGAUGUCCUCUUAUUAUAUGAACUGUGAUUGCCCCACGAAGAGUUCAGAUAAAUGGAGUGUUGCGUUGGUAUUGUCUUUCUUCGAGCGGAAGAAUUAUCACGAGAAUGCACAAGAAACACGUUGAACCGUGCCAAAUUAUAUUACGAAGGGCGAUCUGGUCUGUUCGUUCGAUCAGUUUUAAUCGUGAUCGAAACGAUGAGAACAUUUUCGACGUGAAAUCGCAACUCUCGAUGCUUUCGUCGAGGAAACCGGAACUUGAUUUCCGCGUGAUGACACGCGUUACCAUACUUCAUUCCACGUUCUUCCUCUUCGUCGUUCUUCGACAGACUUUGAGACCCUCCGAAGUGAUGAAUAUUUAUAUAUUUUCGAGGCCUCCUUGCACAAUUGGGCAAAUUCGAAACAGUUUAAAAAAUCACGAGCUACGAGUUAUGAAUGCUUAAUAAAUUCUUCUGUAUAAAAAUGAAAUGAAUCAAAUUUUACAAGUGAAUCUUAGAAGGAUACAUUUCGAAAGGCUACAUUGAUUGUCCUAUUCGACGAAAAACUGUAAAGAUUGUUCGUGCGACAGAGGUUUAUAAUCUACAAUUUGUCGCUCAUCGAUUCGCUAAUAUCAUCAAUUUGUGAAUAAUUGUGCAAGAGAGCACCAGUAAUCGCGUGAUUGUUACGUGGGUGUUCGAUUCCUGGCCUCUAUUGUACAGUUAAACUAAUCAGUUUGUAACAUACGAAAUGCCCCGUUUUUAGUUCUAUCAGUUUUCUAAAUUCUUCUGUCAAUCAGUCUUUUUAUCCUUCUAGGAUGUGCCAUUUUAAAAGUCGGAAUCUUUUUCUUUCGUCACUUUAAUUCGUUGUUUACUCUUAUUCUUUCGUUUACGUAUAUAAAAAUGCUCUUUCUAAAACUUAUAUCGUAAAGUAUAAAUCGUUAAAACAUUGGACAUUUCGUACGUUACGUAGGAGGAUUAUCGAACACCGUGAACUUGCACGUUGAAACUUAUAUUUCAUUUCAUAAUGGAACCGUAAUUUUUCAUUCUCCAGUGUGGAACAAAAAUUUGUAUGCGUGUGUGCGUGUGUGUGUGUGUGUGUGUGUGUGUGUGUGUUUCGAACGAAAGUUGAGUUCUCGACCAAGAAGAACCUAUAUUCGUCAGGAUGGUCGAUUUAGGAUGAGAAUAUACGAGCUACCGUAAAAGAACGCUAGCUAGUCAAAGAUAACGCGAUAUCGCGAACGUAGCUCGCGUGUUCAACGAGAACAUUGUAAUAAAACAAGCAAAAGCAAAGAAAAAAGAAAAAGAGAAAAAUAGAAGAAAGGGAGGAAGUAAGAAAACGUAAUUAAAAAGUAAUCUUUUCCACGUGUUUUUACAUUCAAAGAGUCGCCCUGUGUGAACUGUUGCUCGGUGAAUUGAAUAGUUUGUAAUACAUAAUGUAUACAGUACGUUAACACGUUAAAUAUCAAUUGUACCGGAUUACGGUCCCAAAACGUUACAUAGUAAUUAUUAAACAAUAAAUUGUAUACAAUACGAGUAAUCGUUAGACUAUGUGUAUAGAUAUAAAUAUAAAUAUAAAUGCAAAUAUAAAUAUAAAUAUAAAAACGAGACACUUUAAUAUUAAUCCGUACGAAAUAAAGAAAUAAAGAUAAUUGUUCUUUCAACUUCGUAACGAUAACGAUCCGUCAUUUGUAAUAUAUUUUCGAGGACUCGUUUCAAAUGAGAGACAGAUGAUUUUUCGAGGAUUUCAAACCGGGACACGUGUGUGUGCGUCUGAUUCUCGGGAGACAAGGAUUUAAAAACAAAAAAAGAAAGAAAAGAAAAUGACGUUGCGUAUAAUGUAAGGUAUCCGCGUCACGGUGUGGUAAAGUACCGACAUUGCGUGCCUGAUUCGUUUGGUAUUCAUUAUACCGUGUUCUUGCGUGCAAUGAAAGAGGUGAAACCGAUACUUACAGUGGAUAGUAUAUUUUUUUGUAAAACAUUAGUUAGAGACUUAAUGGCGAACUGUUGAGUCGGUUAGUUAUGUAAAUAAUCGAGAGAGAAUCAAACGAAACGCGAGAUUGUAAUGCUGUUAAUGGAUUAUGCGAAAGAAGGUGCAUCAUUCGUGGUUUUAUGUCGACAGUAAAUAAUAAAUUGAAGAAAAUUUUGAUUUCGGUAUGAUCGAACGAGAUUAAAUUGAACUCACAUUAUUGCAAAGAUGAGAGUAAAAGAUCUUUAUUUGAAAUAUUAUAAAGAGUAUUAUAAAUAGAAUAACGUAACGUUAUUAGAAGUCUGAUAAAAAUAGAAAUACUUGUUUUACUUUGUUUUGUAAAGAUUUCCCCGUAUAAGGAUAUUAUACGAAAACGAUUGUUUAAUAAGAUAGGAAAUUUAUAUCGUUAUAAUUUCUUUGAUUUAUUACUUACGAGACUCAACGCCGUAACAAUUUCCAGCGUUUAAUCGUUUUUAAUAAUCGUUGAUAAUUAUUCGAAUAUUUUCUCAAACGAAGCGUUUGUUUGGCAAUAAAUCGCCUAUGGAAGAUUCACCUAAUUGCAGGACGAAAUUUUGGUACUGUACCAUACUCGAUUGUCACAUAUUUUUACAAAUGGAAGAAAAUUUCCGGGUGCACCACUCAGUCAGUCAUAGUUUUUCCGACGUUUUUUAAUGUUACCAUUGAUGUUAAUGCAUUUAAGAGUGUCACGGAGUUUAUGAAGAGAAUUGUGUCGGAGAUGUUUAAUUUUGUAAUAAAUUAUGAACUUAUGUAACUCAGAGAGCCUCAGAUUUGCAUUAUCUUUAUUGUUAAAAUGUAAUAUCUAAUAAACUUCUGUUAUAUUCAUUA